AUCAAGAUGGCUUUCACAAAAGUUUUGUUUAUUCUUUCUGGAAUAGUUUUAACCUUUGUGCAUUUAUCUGUUGAACUAGUUCAACCUCAAUGUCAAGAUAUUGUCACUCAUAUUGGUGACAAUCCAACCCGGUUUCAAUGUACUUACGAAUAUCCAGAUAGUGGUGAUGUUGAACUGGAAAUACAUAAUGGGACUAACGUCGUUCUACCUACCACGGCAAAUGGUAUAGAAAUUAAUCAUCUGCACAAUUCAUCCGGAAAGUAUUUAACAAUCGUAUUUACAAAGGGACUUACUGAGAGUUUGAGUUUGGUCUGUAUCGCAAAACUCGAGAGUAGAUUUCGUCAGAAAACCUGUCUCAUUGUAGUAUGUGUUGAAAAUGAAGAGCCGGUGUGCCAAAUCCCUCCAGUAAACCCCACUCUAUCAUUGUACGCAGUGAAUUGUACUCAUCACUCUAGCUGUAAUACUGUAUUGAAGUGCUUCAUCAAUGGCACUGAAUUGACAUCAAGUCAACGUAAAGAGGGCCAGCAAUACAUAACAGACUUUGGACAAAUCCACCUCGAACAGAACCAAAAAAUGGAGUGUGUUUUGUACCACCCAUAUCUUCAACCUGGCUUCCAGCAACACUUCGAAGUCAAGCCUCCAAUACUGCCUACCAGAAAACCUGACACUGCUACCGAAGAGGCUGAAACUACCGGACCAAGGGCCAAUGGUCAACAACAACAUGGAUCAGUGCUUAUGGUGAUUCUACUUAUGUGCCUUGCAUGGUUGUUUGCAGUAGAUUUUCUGUAAUGAUGUAUGUUUAUUACACUGCUAAGUUGUACAUACUUAUGCAGUAAUUGCCUAGCACUAUUAAAAGCCACCCAUGAGAAUGGUUGUGCCGUACCUUUUUA
Asterias rubens (European starfish) is the source of this 890-nucleotide messenger RNA. RefSeq lists its product as uncharacterized. The record is from RefSeq and is a predicted model, not a curated record. Bases 7 to 789 code for a protein of 260 amino acids. The transcript has 2 exons. Lineage: Eukaryota; Metazoa; Echinodermata; Asteroidea; Forcipulatida; Asteriidae.